This is a messenger RNA of Neospora caninum, 10338 nucleotides long. RefSeq lists its product as hypothetical. Gene Ontology annotation, cellular component: cytoplasm; nucleus. Gene Ontology annotation, biological process: proteasome assembly. The record is from RefSeq and is a predicted model, not a curated record. NCBI's taxonomy places the organism in Eukaryota, Apicomplexa, Conoidasida, Eucoccidiorida, Sarcocystidae. Bases 1 to 10338 code for a protein of 3445 amino acids. Gene Ontology annotation, molecular function: molecular adaptor activity. The transcript has 13 exons.
AUGAGCGGCGCACCGUCGGGCUCCUCCUCGGGAGGAGCGCCUGCCUCUGUCUCGCCUUUGGAUCAAAAGAAAAAAGAGUACGAGGACACGCUUCUUCGUCUCACCCUGUGCAACGACGACCGCCUCCCCGCCGUCCUCGACAAGCUCCUGCCAAUGGCCUUCAGAGAGCUCGCCUUGUGCCCUCCUCCUCUCCUCCCAAAGGUGAUUGAAAUCGUGAAUCAUUGCCUGCACAGGGUGCGAGGCACCACGUCGAUGCGCCUGCCUCUCUCGGCUCUGAUCGAGGCCUGGAUCGAAGCUGAGCGCAGUCGACAGGCUGCUCGGCCGCAGCCCAAUGCGACCGUGAUGAAGAAUGUGCUUCUUCUCUUCCUCUCUCUCGCCGUCGAACGCGCCGACGUCGAAGAGAAGCUUUCCGCUUCGGAGCGCCUUCUCGCCGCCUUCCCGCUCUUCUUCCCGGUCUCCCACGCGUCUGCCUUUCUCCUCUUGUGCGAGUGUCUGUGCAGUGCUGCUACUUUUAAUCGACUGAAAGAGAAGGCGAAGAGCCUCGCCGCAAAGAAGGAGGUUGACGGCGUCACCUUCCAGCACUUUGCCAAGAUCCUCGCUGGACCGCCGUCCUCGACAGGAACGCCGCAAGAUACUUGUGCGCAACCUGCCUCGGCCGUCUCCGCCUCUUCGUCUCAAACCCCGAUUACCACUCAAGCCUUCGUCCAUGCAUGCGUGGAAUUCCUUCUGUUUCCUCCCGGCCUUCCCCAGUCUCUCGCGUCCCUUCCGUCUGCCGCCUCUGCCUCGUCGGACUCGACUGCAUGCGCGAAUCUCCCGGGCCUUUCAGUGGAGGCAGCUCGAGCUUGGCUGCAGCGUCUUCGUGGGAAGUCGCGCGAGGAGAUCUGCGCUUUGCAGGCUUACUUGGUGCGUUUUUUGAUUGAAAUCACGCACUUUUCGUCGCUCUACGCAGUCGAAGAGCGCAGAAAGGAGGAGCGGAGUCGCGACGACGAAGAAACGCACGAAGAGGCUCUACAAAACGGUCGCGUUUCCCCAGGACAAGUCGCUGACGAGAAAGACGCAACCUGCGCCGUGCCCGCGAUCAUGUUCGCGCCGCUGCUCGUCGCCUCCUGUCUCCCCUUCGACGCCCUCGCCUCGCCGGCAGAGACCGCGACGGCGCGUCUGGGAAUCGCCGUCGACCGCGGAGAUCCGGUGCUCCUCUUCUUCCUCUUCAACUUGAUCUCUUCGCAGCCCGUCCUCCCUGCCUCUGUCUCCUCGUCAGCCACCGAGAAGGCGACGCACUUCUUCGCGCCUCCCUUCGCCGAGUCAGGCCGUCCCCCGCCGCCUCCGAAACUGCACUCGAAGGUUCUUCAAUUCCUCGCGACAACGCGAGAAGCCGCCGCUCUUCCCUACUGGAAAAAUGUUCUCUCUGUCACCAUGCAAAUCCUCGUGCCUCCGCUCCUCUCGUCCGCUUCAUCCUCUUCGCCUUCUUCAUCUUCCUCGUCAGCUCGUGGCUGGGAUCUGUGUCGGCCGGAAGUGAAAGUUAAAGCUUUGCACCUGCUGCUGUCUUGCGUCCAGCGACAAGCUUGGUUCUCAGAGGAGGCGCAUGCAUGCGCGUCUUCGCCUCUUCAGGCUUCUGCGGCAGCGCGAGAAGCCGCGGGUGGAGGAGAGCGCGGGACGGACGGCGAGCAGCCAGGAAACGAAGGAGACGAGGCACGUCGGGAGGAGACAGGGCGUGAAGAGCGCGGCGCUUCCGGGGGCAAGGACGCGCGCGGGGGCGGCGAGACUGAGCCCCCAGAGGCGAUGCUGAAGAGCGAAGACCGGAGGCUGCUCCCGCUCAGUCGGGCGACUGAGGAGCGAGCCUGCUUGUUGCUGGAGGCCAUGCUCUGUCUCCUCGCCUGCUACGUUCGAGAGACUGUCGCUCACUGGCAGCAGGCCGAGAAGAACCGCCUGAGACAGCCGCACCCACAGGUGUCUCCAAGUGUCUCCGCCGCCCUCGCUGCCCCACCCCCAGGCGGCGUCGCUCCCAGUGCAACUGCGGCGUCCGCCGAAGCUUCGGAAGUGAAGGCCCGAGGCGAGUUGCUGCUGCUGACUCUAGAAAUCCUCGCCACCCUCACGCGCGUCGCUCCUGCGUCUCCUCUUCCUUCGUCUUCCUCCUCGUCCGCCGCUUCGGUUCGUGCGUCGGCGGAAGUCGGGGAGUGUGAGCCCUCGCUCGCGACGGAGCGAGAUCCGCCGGGCGACUCAGGGGCGCGCGGCCUGGCCUUCCAGGCUUCGCUGGCUUCCCUGGUGAGUUCGAUUUCUUCGCCCGGCUCGCCGCCUCUCGGAGCGUUUCGCUUUUCCUUCUUGCACGACGGCGUGCUCCGCCUCUCGACUCUGGCCUUCUUUCUGCUCCGGGAAUGCGCGAAAAGCGAACAGCUGUGGGGCGCCGCAGCGCGCGUCUCCGGCGAGGUCCCCGCCCUAAAGGGCGGGCGAUCUACGCAGCGCCGGAGCGGCGCGUCGUCUCUGCCUUCCCUCGUCCCCGCCCUCCUCCAGACGCUCGAAGGCUGCGGGGACUGGCUAGGGAGACGCCUAGAGGGAGAAGAACGCGCACGCGGCGAGACGCGUCGACGGAACGCGAGCGACGAGGAGGCGAGCGACGAGGAGGCGCGGCUCGGCGACUCCGGGGCGCAGCGGGCACAGACCAGACGGGACUGCGCGGCGGCGUGGCUGUCGACUCAGCUGCUAGAGAUCCUCGACGCCAACCUGUUGUUUGUGCGUGACCCGUCGGCGUUUGCAGAACACGAAAAGCGCCGGGAGAAGCGUCGAGGCGCCGAGCCGAGCUGGCGUGUCCUCCUGGGAGAGGCGAGCACAGACGGCGAGCGACACGGCGAGACCAGCGACGUGGAAAUGGACGACGCUCAAGCGACAGGCGUGACUACGCGAAUCCUCCACGCGCUCGAACAGGAACUCAUUCGAUGGAGCACGCGCAUCUUCCCGCCUACGCAUCCUGCCUUCAGCCUCGACAGCGCCACGCGCGACUUGGCUGUCUCUCGCGUGGAACAGUUUCCUCAAGCUCAGCCGACCCUUCGCGACGUCCUCGCCUUCGCCCUGCCGCGCCUCGCUCCGGGCCUUGCUGGAGACACUGGAGACCCCGCAGACGCUCGUCCCUCGUCUCUGUCUCGCGCGUCUCCGCCGUCUUCGCUCUCGGGUGUCCCCUCGCCCUCUUCGUCGAGCGCGGUCCGCGGUUUUCGCCUGCCAGAGUCCGCGCUGGGAGCCUCGCUGGCCGCGCCCGUGUGGCAGGCGUGGCUCCGCCAUUGGCGCGCGGCGAGUCGGCGCGUUCUCGGCGAGGCCGACGGCGAGACCGGCGACGCGCUCCCCCCGGUCACUGCGUCUCUCCUUUUGCCUUUCUGCGCGUAUUUCCUGCGACUCCUCCAAGAGAGCAGCGAUGCGACAGCUGCCUUCUCUCGCUGCAACCGCAACCUCCCACGCGCCGAAAGCCGAGGGAACAUGGCAGAGAACAGGAAAGAGAACAAGGAAGAGGAAGCGACUGAAGAUGAACCAGAAGGAAUUUAUGUGCCUACUGAGCGCGUGAAGCGUCUGUGCUUGGAGCGACGCGACGCGUCUCUGGACGGAGAGAAGAAAGAGGCGCGACACGGCGCGGAAGAUUGCACGCCCGCUUCGCCUCUGUCGGCUCCGCUCGCGUCUUCACCCCUCCCUGCGGCGCUCUGCCGAACGCUCCAAGAUUAUUUUCGCCUCCUCUUCCUUCUCCGGCUCCUCCUCUCGCUCACCGAGAACCCCCGGCCGCGCCGCCCGGAUCUCUCGACUCACGCCCGUCUCGCCUCCGUCCGUUUGUACUGCGAGACUGUUCUCCAUCUUCUUCGAGCGUGGCAGACGCUCAUCCUGCCCCAGCGGCCUGAGUCUGGGGCGUCGAUGUCGAUUCUGCAUCGCGCUGCGGAAACGCCGGGGCGCCCGCAUGAAGACGCCCCGCCGCCUGCUCGCACCCUUCCCACGCCCCUGCGCGUCUUUCUUCUUCUCCUUCAGGCUGAUUUCCCGCUGCUGCAAAACUCCGCGCUCUUCGCAGAGAUCCGAGGAGACGCAGAGCCGCCCGCGACGGCUCAAGACGCUCUCCUGCGCGGAGCAGACGAGGCGGCCGGACGGAAGCGUCGGCAGGUAAACGGCGACGACUUCGAGACGCGGAAACUGGUUGCGAAACUCUUUGCGAGAACUGCGCAGCUCGUUCAUCGCUUUCAAGUCGGCGACGGAGCGGCGUGGAAAGAGCCUCGCGCAAGCACGGACUUUUCCACUGUCGACAAGGCAGAGAGCAGCCCGCCCGUUCCAGUCGCGUCGUUGUCGCCGUCUCUUCCUCCUGCGCGCCCUUCCUGGUACCUCGUCGAGGCGCUGCGCUACUUUCGGGGAUAUCUGGAAGACGGCGAAGUUCAUCUCUCUCGGCUUCCCCCUGGGAGAUCAGAGAGUCCGCCGCGAGACGCCGACGCGGCUGAGCAAGCCGGCGCUGUCUCUUCGCUGCCCGAUCUUGCCGCGACGCUGCUUUCUCCAACAGAGCGCAAAGGCGUGCCCGAGGAAAUUCAGCUUAUACUCGAGCUCGCCCCAGCGCAGAAGCCGACGCGCGGGGCGCCGCAGGCCCUCGGGAGUCUGUUUGCUCUCGGCGAGCUGAUGGCGGUCUGCGGGCUGGCGUCGUCGUCGAUCGACGACGACGAGGCAGGGGCGGGCGAGAAGAUUGAGUCAAGCGUGGGGGAGAAGGGGAGAAACACCCGCCAGGUUGAAGGCAGCGAAGGAGACGAAGGGACAGAGAUGAGCCUCGACGUUUCGUCCGGGGAGUAUCCCGAGGAGGUUCACGCCUGCGUUUGCGCGGUCGUGCGCCACGUGCUGCGCUGGGGCGAGGUGUACACUGGCAAGCGAGCGCGGCGAGUGGGAGGCGAGAGGAACACAGACGAGGCCCCGUCGGAGACACCGAGUGACGGCCUCGCACACACGGGUUUGCCUAGAAGAGACAAAGCACUCGACAAAUGGGAGGCUGAACUCCUCAGUGGCAGCCUGUCAGCUCUGGCCGACAUUUGCGUGCGCCGGGCGUCGGUUGUGGCGCGCGCCCUCGUGGAGAUGGAAGAACUCGGAAAGCGCGUCGAGGGCGGGAAGACGAGACCCAGAGAGGAAGCAAAUGCAGAAAGGAAGAAAGAAGCGGACUCCCUGGAAAGCCUCGUUUCCUUCCUCGACGCAAUCGUCCGCCAAGCUCUUGCUGUCUCCGUCGACGAAGCAACUGGAGAUCUACGACCUCUCACAACCUCUUCGCAGCGGGCAGCGCUCGCAGUCUGCAAGUCUGCCUGGUUCUCUCUCGCAGCUAUCGGCGCGUUCACCUCGCGGGAAGCCUUGGCGCAGGCCCCGAAGUCGCGCAUGCAGAGUGGAAGCCAGGAGCUGGAGGAAAGAGAGGAAAUCAGAAAACGCAUGCACGACGAGAGCCCUCGCCGCAGCGAAGAAUCUGCCGGCUUGUCUCCAGACGAACGCGUCGAAAAGGCAAGCGAACUCGGCCCUCACGCCUCGGCUUCUGCGCUCUCGGAUGAGGCUCAGAUUCCAGAUUUGUUUGUGCGAUGCCUAGCGGCUGCGCUUCGGGAAGGCGUUCACCGAGCGCCUCUCGUCCGAGCGCAUUUGGCGCUUGCUGCCUGCCGGCUCUUCGCAGGCGCCUCUGCGCGCUGUGCCGAGGAGGUUCUUCGUCAACUUCUCUUCCUCGGCCUCGGCGCGUCGGUUCUUCCGCAGGCGUCCCAGCCCUCGCCAGCCUCCCCAGCCUCUUCUGCUUCCCCAGCCUCCUCUUCUUCAACUGUGUCAACUUCUGCUGCAUCUGGUCCGGCUUCUCGCGAGGACGUUUUCCUUGUUGUGGGGUCAGGAGACGCGCGUGCGCGACUCUUUUUGGGCGCGUUCGCGCCUGCGCAGAUCGACGCUCUGGCGGGGACUGCUGGCCUUUGUCUCGCGUCUGUGCUCCUCCACGCGCCGCGCAAACUCGCCCGUUUCUCCGCGUUCCUCGCCCCCUGUCAGCGCUGUCUCCUGCGCAUGGCGAACCAGCCUGACGUCCUCGUCGGCGCAGCCGGUUGGCGAGGUUUGAGUCGCCUGGCCCUUGUCGCCGUGUGUGCCGACCUCGUAGGAGAGCAAGCAGCCGGUCGCCGCGCGCGGCGAGAACGGGGAGAGAGGAACUCGGAAGACACAUCCGGAGACAACCGCCCCUCUCUCAGCGAAAGAAGCCAGAUGCAGGAGGAGGUUUCAGGAAACACACUUGCGGAACAGGAACCCUCCUCUUCUUCUGAGCCUCUCGCGUUUGACAGCUUGCUCAAGGAUCUGCUACACUCGCUGCCGACACAGAGCCGAGGCGCGCAUGCGCAGCAUCUUCAGAUGCAAGGUUUCUCGCUCGCGUCAAUGAAGAAGGAAUCGCAUCGAGAAGGGACGGGCAAGACGGACGGCGAAGAGGAGCACGAGACGCAGGGGGCGAGUCUCUGCUGCACAGUGGACGCCGAGAGCGCCGCCGCGCGUCUGAAGCUGCUCCGUCAGCUUGUGACGGUCGCGAGAGAUCUGAAGAAUCCUCCGCUCAUCUACGUCCUCCUCGACCAGCCGCAGAGAGAACAGACCCUUUUUCUGCAGGCACCCCUGGUUCUCGCCUUCGACUUCCUCAGAGGCUUCAGCUCCAGAAUGAAGCUUCGAGAGGACACACAGUGCGGCGGCAGAGGACGCACGGUUGACGAGAGGCACGCAACGCUGGCGAGAAAGGAGGCGGAGAACGGGAAAGAGACAGAGUACGGGAAAGAACAGCAGUUUGGGGGUAACAGCGAGACAGGGCCGGAGGUCCACGGAGCGGGGACGUUGGAGCGCAGCAGAGGUUUCCCGCGGGACAAAGGCAUUGCAGGCGAGGAGUGUGGAGGAACUGCGCGGGUUUCGAUGGAGAAAGCAGAGAAGAAACUGAUGGAGGUAUUGUGCGCGACGUCGCCGAACGACGCGCUCGCCUCGGCCCUCGCAGUUUUCAUCUACCACAGAGACGUGCGCGUGCGGGAGACUGCCAUCCUGAGUUGCCAGAGUCUCUUUGGAUUUUCCUCCGUCCCCGACUGUCUCGAACAGGCGCGUGCGCGCGACGAAGUGCGCGCCAGAGAGAAACACCUGGAGAGACGGUCGCAGGAGGCGCGAGGCCAGACGCGGUCGCGCCACACAGACCGAGGCGCACGCGACCGAGCAGCCGGAACGGACGGAGAGGACGCGGAAGGAACGGCGGAAGAGAGGGUGGCGGGAGACGCAAAGGCGAAGGAAGAGAGGGAGACUGAGAGAGAAGAAAGCAAAGUUUUCAAGCGUCUCGCAAGAAGUUUCCUCGCGGCUCUGCAAGGAAGCGAUCCGCUGCGCAGAGAGGCUGCCUGCAAAGGAGGCGCCGCCCUCUUCAAAUGGGGCCGUGCGUGGAUCGACGUGCGGGAGGUGCUUGAGGAGACGUGGACGAGUUUGGUGCGUUGCCUGGACGAUUUGUGUGAAGAAGUUCGCGUCGCGGCCGGGCCACUCUCGCGCUCAGUGAAGCUGAUGACCCUCCGCGCAUGCACGCCGAAGCUUCAGGGCGAGACGGCGGCGCAAGAAGCCGUCGAAAAAACUGUCCCUCUUCUUCAGCAUCUUUGCGACAUCCACAGCGGCAACAAAGAGUUGCGCGUCUUCUUGCUGGAAGUUUUGCGGGCAUGUCUUUCGUCUUGUGGGCACUCCGUGGGGCCUUGCCUCCCCACAGUUGUGCCCUUUCUGGUUGACGCGGUCGCCGCCUUUGAGCCGCGCUCGUUAGCCCACUUCCAGUUCCACGCCGAGAAAAUGUUUGGCAUUUCCGCCUCGCGAUUCGAGCAGCUGCGUGUCGACUUCAGCAUGGGCGGCGCCACGGCCAGUCUCCUCAAGUCUGUGGUCCGGUACAUCACGCCAGAAAUUCUCUCAAAGUUGGUGCCUGCUUUGCUCCAGCGCUUGAGGGCGAGUGUCGGGUCGGCCAGCCGUUGCAGCGUGUGUAUGCUCCUGACGUGGACGAUCACCGAACACUGUGGAAGUGGAACUGGCGUUGUUCGCUCUUCCUCGUCUGUCUCUGGAGUCGGUGAGGACAAGGGAAAGGGAGCGGAGAGGGGAGAGGCGAAGUUUGCGAUUUCUCCUCCAGACGCGAAGAAACUGCUCAAAGGCUUGGCAAGGGCCUUGACUGACAAUUCGCCCCCCGUGCAGAAAGCGGCGGCGACGGCGCUCGCGGCUGUUAGUCGAUUCGUCGACGACAGUCAACUCGGAGAGCUGGUUCUUGCGCAACUCCUGAAGCCGAUGGGGAGCGAAGGAGUCGACAGCGACGCGGCGGGCAGCGCAGAGGCGAAGCGGCUCGAGGCGCGUCUCAGUGCAGGCAGAGCCCUUUUGGAAGUCUGCAAGCGCUGUGCGGAGCGUCUCAUGCUGCCGGCGAUCCGAGGGCGCAUUGCCGCGCGAAGCUUCGUUUUGUCUCACGUUGCGACUGGCGAGAAGCGCGGCGACCGGGAAGUCUGGACACUGCUCUUCUCCGAGGUCUCCGGCGCCUCCGACUGCGUCGCCGUGCAGCGGUUUCUCGCCUUCAUUCUCGGCGACCUGCGACACUUGCUUGAGAGCCCGUGGCGCGAAGACAAAGUCGACGCUGCAUGCGCGCUCCAGGCCGUCUGCCGGCUCCUGUGGCCCAUCUGGAAAGACAUGGGAAGGCGCAAAUUCAACCCUGCAAGAGAACGCAUUCCGCAAGAGGACGCCGAGUCGCUGGUGAAACUGCAUGCGCUGUUGACUACCACCCUGUCUUCUUCGUCUUCUUUCGAGGGCAUCUCCGCUCUCGCGUGUGCUCUCUUGGAUCUCAACGCUCUCGUUUUGACGCUCUUUACUGCCCGGGCGGCGGCGUCCUUCGCGUUUCUCCUCUCGGACGCGAGGCAGUCGGUCUCUUCCGCGUCUCCAGCGGGCGAUGCGCAAACCGGCACCGAGGCGCACCGCGACGCAGCGGAGAGUGAAGAAGAGAAGGCGCUGGCGGCCAGGAGCGAGGCUUCCGUGAAGGUCGUGCUGCUGAAGACCACUCGAGCAAAGAGCGUGACAGACAAAACGAAAGUCGUCGAGCAUCUCCCAGAGUUCCUGCGCGCCGUGCCGCGCGACUGGCUCCGCAGUUUGCCUUUCCAGCAAUUUCUGGACCUCCUCAACGCGGCUCUGGACCGUCUGGCGGCCGACAAGAAGCAGGAAAACGACGAAGAGGAGACAGGAGACGCGGGAGAGGGCGAGGCUGACCAGCCGACGCGCACGUGGAACGUCGCGCCUAGAGACGAGGGCACUCUCGUGGGGUGUCUCCGAUCCUUCUACGUCCUCGUGUGCCUCGACAUUUGCGCGAGGACAGGUCGCCUGGAGGAAGAGGGAGACGCUGAGAUGCCAGCCUUCAGAGAACUCAGCGUCUACGGCUUAGAAAGCGAAACUCGAGAAGCCGGAAAGGCUCCACAGGAGAGCGGCGCGUCAAAAGGUUCGCAGUCUGUGCUCGCCGAGAGCUUCGGCUAUCCUUCGUUCUUCGCCUCGCCUGGUCUGGUUCCAGCGUGGAACAACCACCUUGCUCAUCUGCAUGCACCCGAAAGCGCGCACGCCCAACAGGGGAGAGAAGGACAGAGUGACGAGACAAAGCCUGCAAAGAAAGGAGAAGAGACAGAGGACCAGGACUGGCCACAAACAAACGCGAACAGCUAUGAGCACCCAGGCUUCACAACCCUCCUGCAGAGACUUCGAGGCUACCCUACGGGCUCCGUCCAACUCAGCGUCGAUCUCCUCGCUCUGACUCAGCAGGCAGUUCUCUCUCUCGCUGUCCUUCGGCUUCCACUUCUCUCGGUUGCCUCCAAGGCGGGGACGUGGACUUUCGUUUUCGGUAACAUCAUGCGCCUGCUACAACAACGCCGAUUCGUUCGUCUCACGCUCUCCGCCGCCGACCUCCUCGAAGCCUUCUGCGUGCAUGCAACCCUCCUCUCGUCCACCCCGUCUUCUUCAGCUUCCUCUUCUUCCUCUCCUUCUUUGCUUUCCGGCGAAGCCGCGUCUCUGUUGAUGCUCGACUGGCCGAUGUACAGACGCGCCUUGACGCGCGCGCAGUUUCUCGCAGGGACGGUCCUCGGCGGAGGGAAGGGCGAGGGAGACAGCGCUGCGCCGUCUCCGAACACGGAGGCGGAAUGUGGCGAAGGCUUUAGAGAUCCGUUUGCCUUCACAUUUGUCUCUUCGGCCUCGCUUUGGCACCAGUUCUUGUUGAUUCUCUCUGACGCACCGAGCGAAAGAGACAGCGAACUCGGGCCCGAAGAACGCGACGGAGACGCACGAGUCGCCAUUAUGCGCAGAAGACUGAAAGAGAAACUCAGGGCCCUCAGUGCGCUCUGA